Messenger RNA from Rhincodon typus (whale shark), 1495 nucleotides. Its product is annotated as BTB/POZ domain-containing protein 19-like. The record is from RefSeq and is a predicted model, not a curated record. Lineage: Eukaryota; Metazoa; Chordata; Chondrichthyes; Orectolobiformes; Rhincodontidae. The transcript is spliced from 9 exons. The coding region runs from base 323 to 1114 and encodes 263 amino acids. Gene Ontology annotation, molecular function: protein binding.
UUCUGUGGUGUUCAGUGUACUAAGGGGAAAAAUACAGCAGUAAAACAAAAGGCUGCAAUAUGACAAAGGAUAUUAAUUCUUGUUUUUCACUUUAAAUUUGGCCUUUUCCUCAAAACGAAACUUCAUUCCUUAUAGUUUCAUGCUUUUUGUACUUUUUUUUAGAGCUUCCUUCUAUUUCCUCCUCUGCAUGCUUUACUUUUUCCUCUAUUAUUCUCAUACCUCCUCUUCACUCCCAUUCUUUCAAAUUUCUUCUCUCUCUGGCUGACUGUGUAAGGGACUCAUCCCAGACUAAAGCCGCCCCCAACUCCUCCUGUGACCUGCCAUGUCUAACCCUUGCCACUCCGCUUAUCUACGGGGGAGUCUCGGCUCCUUCGCCGCCGACAUGAAGAGAAUGAUCAACGCGCCGGAGAUGAGUGAUGUAAAAUUCAUUGUUGGAGAGGAGAGGAAAGUGGUGUAUGCUCACCGCUGCAUCUUAGCAUAUCGCUGCGAGGCAUUUAGCACCAUGUUUGCCGAGCAACUUCUGUCACGUGAUGCCAAAGAAGCCGAAGUUCCAUUUGUUCUUACAGAUGUGCGGCCAGACGUCUUCUUAGCUGUGGUUGAGUUUCUCUACACAAACUGUGUGAUGCUGAGCAGCGAUAUAGCUCUGGAUGUACUUACAUCAGCAGUGGAAUAUGGCCUGGACGAGCUUCAAAGGAUGUGCGUGGACUAUAUCAACAGUACCUUGACAGUAGAAUCUGCCUGUGAAGCAUUACAGGCUGCGGUGACAUACAGACAGACUGACAUGAAAGACAAAUGCCUAGCUUUCAUUGAGGCCCACACCAAAAGUAUUGUGAAGACCCAAGGCUUCCAUGAGCUUUCUGAUCCUGCCUUGCUUUCUAUUCUGCAGAGUGACCUGCUCACUAUCGAUGAACCGGAUUUAAUUAACUUUGUCAGAGAAUGGGCUCAUGUUAACUCAGUAGUUCUGGACAAACCGGUACCUGAAAUAGCAAAGGACAUUAUCUGUGAACUGCGGCUUUUUCUGUUGAGCCCUGAAGAGCUGACAAUCCUAGAAGCUGAAAACAAGAAAGAUAACCUCAUUCCUCCUCUGCAGUACGUGAUUCAUUAUUCUUCAUGAUCUCCAUUUACAUCUCAAAAUGGACAAAAUAGCUGAAGUGUGGAAGUUCCAUGCAUUAAAGAAACCAAGUGGAAUCGCAACACAUCUUCCUCGGAGACGGAAAGGCACUCGGCUUCGAGAACAUCACAAGUAUCUCAACCUUUACCACAAAUAGAGGCCAAUGAUGCACAAUUGUACUUGAAGACUGUACUCUAAUCUUAGAUGAGAAGAAUUCAUCAACUGCCAUUACUGAACUGAAUCAAACUGAUAUGUCCUGGAAUAUGGUACAAGCCUUUACACUGGGGCUGUAUCCCAUCCAGCUUCUACAUGUAGGAUAAUAAAACAAGGACCUGCAGAUGCUAGAGAUCCGAAACAAACAAAAACAGAAAUUGCUGGAGAAAC